AUGUUUCCCCCAUACCCACAUAGUUGCCUGCACACACAGUAUGCCCUCUUUGUCUCCUUUCUCCUCUCUCUGGACGCCUUAGCUGGUCAGAUCAACAGGACGAUCGAUGAUCAAUACGGCGACUCAUCCACCGGUAUCCAGCCAAGUUACUCGAGCAACUGGAACUUUGGUCCAGAAUGCUCUAUCUGUGCUCUUCAUCCGAGUGCGAGCGAUGCAUUUGACGGUACAUGGCACGAUACGACUUCAAAUGCUACGGAUCCCACGCAGCCCUAUGUGACGCUGGACUUCACUGGAACCGACAUCUGGGUGUAUUGUAUCAUUGUCAACAGCGCCAGCGCGGCCGACAUCGUAACAUUCACCAAUGUUACCUUCGAGUUGGACGGCGCAGUGGCCGGCAGCUAUGCCCAUGAACCCGAUGCGACCGCCAGUCAAUACGUAUACAACGUUUCGGUCUUCAGUCAAACGGGCCUCAGCAAUACGGAGCACAAGCUGGUCAUGAGUACGGUGCAGGGAUCCCAGUCGUCCGCCCUGUUGUUUGACUGGGCCAUGUACACCUUCGACGAUGGCAACACUAGCACAACGACUUCGACCACCCAGACCACAGUUUUGUCAACUAUGAGCUCGGGAUCGACAGGUCUGUCCACAGCUGUGACGACUGUGAGCCAAACCGCAUCGACGUCGAGCAGUCCAACUGCUGCUGCAGAGCUCAACACGUCCCACCACAGUGGACCAGCCGGAGCAAUCGCUGGCGGUGUAAUCGGCGGUCUUGCUUUCGUUACCAUUUGUGUCCUCCUCGCGGUCUGCUUCCGCAGAAAGCGAGCGGCGUCAUACGUGGAUGGAAGAAAUAGCCGGGAGAUCGACCCAUUCUUUGAGACUUCGCAUCGCAUUCCUCGAGGCAUGGUUUCCUUGCACGACCUCCCCCCAACCUCACAUGGAGGAACACUAGUAUCACACAAGGGCGCUGCUGGUGUAGGUCUCAGCGCUCCUGUGUCUAUUAGUUCAUCUAACAGCGGACGUCUCAACGAGAGGCACACUCCGUCCAUAUCCUCAGGCCACGACCAUCUGGAGCGCGAGGCGGCAGAACUCCGACAGCAAGUUGCGACCUUGCGCUCGGCUGUCAACAGUACGGCGCCAGGCGGCACAUACGCAACGGAGAGCAGACCAUCCGUUCCUGCCAUGUCCGCAUCCUCUGGGCUCACGGGCGCGGAGGUUGAGCAAGAGCUAAGGAGGGAGAUGGCGACGCUGCGGGCGGAGAUGGCGCAGUUGAAGGAAGAGACGGACGAUGUCAGGCGGGGCGAGCCACCUCCUGCAUAUAUGUGAGCUUGGGGAAGUUUCGUAAUAUCUCUUUUCUAGGUUUCGUGCAUGUCACCGGGC
This is a messenger RNA of Fomitopsis serialis, 1374 nucleotides long. RefSeq lists its product as uncharacterized. Bases 1 to 1320 code for a protein of 439 amino acids. The transcript has 4 exons. Lineage: Eukaryota; Fungi; Basidiomycota; Agaricomycetes; Polyporales; Fomitopsidaceae. The record is from RefSeq and is a predicted model, not a curated record.